CCCUAACUCACCCCUUCACACUCCCAUUUCACCUCCCAAAACCGCCGUCGUCUCCAAACCCUAACCCUAACCAAAUGGGUAGAGUAAUCCGAGCCCAACGUAAGGGAGCAGGCUCCGUCUUCAAGUCCCACACGCACCACCGUAAGGGUCCGGCUCGUUUCCGGAGCCUCGACUUCGGUGAACGCAACGGCUACUUGAAAGGUGUGAUCACUGAAAUUAUCCAUGACCCGGGGCGUGGUGCGCCGCUUGCUCGCGUGACGUUCCGUCACCCGUUCCGGUACAAGCACCAGAAGGAGCUGUUUGUGGCGGCUGAGGGUAUGUAUACUGGACAGUUUGUGUUUUGUGGGAAGAAGGCGAAUUUGAUGGUGGGGAAUGUGUUGCCGCUUAGAUCUAUUCCUGAAGGAGCUGUGGUUUGUAAUGUUGAGCAUCAUGUUGGGGAUAGAGGCUCGUUUGCUAGAGCUUCUGGCGAUUAUGCUAUUGUUAUUAGUCAUAAUCCUGAUAACGGCACCACCAGGGUGAAGCUUCCAUCUGGAGCCAAGAAAAUUGUGCCAAGCGGAUGUCGUGCUAUGAUUGGUCAAGUUGCAGGUGGAGGACGUACCGAGAAGCCAAUGCUGAAGGCCGGUAACGCUUACCACAAGUUCCGUGUGAAGAGAAACUGCUGGCCCAAGGUUCGUGGUGUGGCUAUGAACCCAGUGGAGCAUCCCCAUGGUGGUGGUAACCAUCAACAUAUUGGUCAUGCCAGUACCGUUCGUCGUGACGCACCACCUGGUCAAAAGGUCGGUCUUAUUGCCGCCAGGAGGACUGGUCGUCUCAGAGGUCAAGCCGCUGCCACUGCUGCCAAGGCUGAUAAGUAAUAAACUGGUGUCAUGGAUGCUUUUAGUUUUGUUAUCUCUGGUUCUGUUAUUGGUAGUUUUCUCAAGCUUAUUUGCUACUGUUAUGUUUGUUUUCAUACAUUGGAUCUUUUUGGAAAGUUUUGGAGUAAGAUAUUGAUUAUUAAACAUUUUGUUGAGCUUAUGGUAUUGAUGUUGAUUUGUUUGAUG
Helianthus annuus (common sunflower) is the source of this 1040-nucleotide messenger RNA. RefSeq names its product 60S ribosomal protein L8. The record is from RefSeq and is a predicted model, not a curated record. Gene Ontology annotation, cellular component: cytosolic large ribosomal subunit; ribosome. Gene Ontology annotation, biological process: cytoplasmic translation. NCBI's taxonomy places the organism in Eukaryota, Viridiplantae, Streptophyta, Magnoliopsida, Asterales, Asteraceae. The transcript has 2 exons. The coding region runs from base 75 to 854 and encodes 259 amino acids. Gene Ontology annotation, molecular function: structural constituent of ribosome; RNA binding.